Dromaius novaehollandiae (emu) is the source of this 6002-nucleotide messenger RNA. It is a transcript of the gene OSBPL2, whose product is annotated as oxysterol binding protein like 2. The transcript has 16 exons. Bases 390 to 1835 code for a protein of 481 amino acids. Gene Ontology annotation, molecular function: cholesterol binding. The record is from RefSeq and is a predicted model, not a curated record. NCBI's taxonomy places the organism in Eukaryota, Metazoa, Chordata, Aves, Casuariiformes, Dromaiidae. Gene Ontology annotation, cellular component: intracellular membrane-bounded organelle; plasma membrane; cytosol.
CUCUGCGAUUGGCGGCGCGGCGCGUCAUUCCGUCGCGGCGAGGGCCGCACUUCCGCCUCGGUGUCAGCGGCGCCGGGCGGGGGGGUGUUGCUGCGGCGGGGCCGUCGCGGGAACGCGGUGCCAGAGCUCCUGAAAGGGAGACAAGCAAGAUGGGAAAAAUAACAGGAAAAAAGCCUUUUUUUUAAAAAUAACAUGCCACCAGAACCUCUGCAUGGUAACAAAGAUCAUCUGAAACAGCUUGGCAUUUGCAAACGAAGAUCUCGAGAGCACACAAAUACUUAAUUUUUAAAUCGAGCUCAACGAUGCAUUAGAGGAAGCUGGGUUGACUGUGCAGAGAUUUCAUGCUGAAGGAUGAACAGUGAAGAAGAGUUUUAUGAUGCCGUUACGGGAUGGGGAAGAAGACGACUAUGAAAACUAGAGUUACUGGCUUUGAUUCUGACAAUUCUUCGGGGGACUUUUCAGAAGCAAAUCAUAAAGCUGCAGAAAUGCUUGAUCUAGAUCCACACCAAAGCAAUAGGACUGGAAAACAUAAUGGAGAGAGAGAGAUUCAAGAAAAUGGAAUUAAGAGACACAGGACAUCAUUACCUGCCCCAAUGUUUUCUAGAAGCGAUUUUAGUGUGUGGAGCAUAUUAAAAAAAUGCAUUGGACUGGAGCUGUCUAAAAUUACAAUGCCCAUUGUCUUCAAUGAACCAUUGAGUUUCCUUCAACGGAUAACAGAGUAUAUGGAACAUAUAUACCUCAUUAAUAAGGCUUGUAGUCAUGCAAAUCCCCUGGAAAGAAUGCAGGCUGUAGCCGCUUUUGCGGUUUCUGCUGUAGCUUCUCAGUGGGAGAGAACUGGCAAACCAUUUAACCCACUUCUAGGAGAAACCUAUGAAUUAACAAGGGAGGAUUUAGGUUUUAGGUUUAUAUCUGAGCAAGUCAGCCACCACCCACCUAUUAGUGCAUUUUAUUCGGAAGGCCUCAAUAAGGACUUUGUUUUUCAUGGAUCAAUCUACCCCAAACUAAAAUUCUGGGGAAAGAGUAUAGAAGCUGAGCCCCGGGGAACAAUUACAUUGGAGCUGCUAAAACAUAAUGAAGCUUACACAUGGACAAAUCCAACCUGUUGUGUACAUAAUGUAAUUAUUGGUAAACUGUGGUUAGAACAAUAUGGAACGGUGGAAAUUGUAAAUCACAGUACUGGAGAUAAAUGUGUCCUUAAUUUUAAACCAUGUGGACUGUUUGGGAAAGAGCUUCACAAAGUAGAGGGAUACAUUCAGGACAAAAACAAAAAGAAGCUGUGUGUGAUCUAUGGCAAGUGGACAGAAUGCUUAUGGUGCACUGAUCCCACCACAUAUGAAGCUUACAAAAAGAAUGAGAAGAGAGGUGGUGAGCAGAAGAAACUGAAGCCGAGUGAAGAUGUUAUUAAAUCUGAAAAUGAUGAGGCUGAUGAUAUGCCAGAGGUUCAAGAGACAGUGCAGUUCAUACCAGGCAGUAAAUUGCUUUGGAGAAUAAAUUGUAGGCCACCAAACUCAUCACAGAUGUACAAUUUCACCAGUUUUGCUGUGAGUCUCAAUGAGCUAGAAAAGGGUAUGGAAGCAAUAUUAGCUCCUACUGACUGUCGGCUGCGUCCAGAUAUCAGAAACAUGGAAGAUGGAAACAUGGAUCUGGCUAGCAAGGAAAAAGAGAGACUAGAAGAGAAACAAAGAGCUGCUCGCAAGGAACGCGCAAAAGAUGAAGUAGAGUGGCAGACACGAUGGUUCCAUCAAGGCACUAACCCAUACACUGGGACUCCAGAUUGGCUGUACUCAGGUGGCUAUUUUGAUAGAAAUUUCUCAGACUGUCCAGACAUAUACUGAAAUUACUGAACCGAUAGCUCAUCUCAUCUGGACAUCUAGUUACUAGAUUUCAUUCUAAGCCAGUUACUCUGGUUUUGUUAAUAGCAAAAACCAGCUUUUCUAUGUAAAUUUUAACAAAAAUUCUAUCACUCAACAAUCGAGGAUUUAAUUAUCACUAACUUUGGAUUGCCAAAUACUUAAAUACUGUUGCAUUCUUUCCAUAAAGCUGAAAAUGAUCAUGUUUUCACUAAUUUUUAAAGGGACCUUUGGUUCUUCAUUUUUUUCCUAGUUUCUUUGUCAGGAAGGUAUGCUGUAUCUGGUAGAGCUUGUAACAACCUUGAAAACUAUGUAACUUUAAUAAAAUAAAUAGAGAUAAUAUCUUUGUUACUUAGUACAGCAGUGAAGAAUCUGAGUUUUUGGGAACUUGGAAUAGAGAUGAAAAACUAGUACGGUACAAACAUGAUUACAUCUAUUACUGUUGCUAUUCCCCAUGAAGAGAUGUAUGUGGAAUUUUUAGAUGGUAUGUAGCACUACAUGGGGAUUGGAGCUCCUGGCCCCUCUCUCUCUCAAUACGGUUCAAUACUUCAAAGACUUGCAGGAACAAAACACAAAAUGUUAGCUUCUGGAACUGUAGUUCUGUUCAGUAGUCUGUUACAGAGUCUUCACAAUCUUUGGACACUGUGAGCAUUAAACUGUGUACCUGUGAUAAAAUUGCAUAAAACAUAGGAGAAGGGAAGGAUGCGUUAAAAAAGGUCUGCUUUUUCUGAAGUAAAAUGGUGUUCUUAAAUACAGGAAGCUUCAGAAACAAUUGCAGGAAUGUUGAAGUGGUUACAAUGUAAAAUAUAUUGCUUGCUACCACUUGGAGGCUUAGAUCUCCAGCACUACUUUUGGCAGCUUUGGCACUAUGUAUGCUUCUAGACUAAACUUUUAUUUGGAAGCACUUGGUAGACAUAUCCACACACGUUCAUAUUUUGGGGAUGUUUUUGUUUGCAUGUUUUUAUUAGGUCAUGUCUGUUCUGUAUGUUGUGAAAAAGCAGAACCAAUUUAAAGCUGUAGCAUAGUUAUACCUAUUAUAAAUUUUCAAAUUUUCUGUGAGCACGUGCUGUCAUACAAGUGGAAUUUUUUGUUCCAUAUUGAAAUAUCAAAGCCAUAUAAUACUGGAACUAUUUGAACUACAGGUCAUUUACUGUAUUGAUGCAUUAAUUUUCCUUCAAAGUGGUACACUUCUGAGAGGGGGAAGGAGGCUUGAAAAAUUAGGCUGAACAAUUUAAACUAAUUUUAAUGUUGCUUGUUUCUUUUAUGAAAGCUUUUAAUUUAGUAACCAGGCAAAACUGCAGAGUGGCUGCAGUGCAGCUAGGUUUACAGUAAUUCGGACAUUGCUGAUGUUAAGCACCAGCAACUUGAAGAAUUAGUGGAAGAAUUGAUCUGAUUGAUGCCCAGACACAUUUGUGGUUUCAUCCAAAGAUUAGAUUUAGAAUUGCUUCUCCCAGAGGAUUAAAAAACAAAAGAAAAUAAACAUUACCCUGGUGAAACAUUUUUAUAUGAAAUCAUGCAUUUAAAGAUCAGGUUAACUUUAAAUUUGUUGAGAUUUAGCUGCCUUCUUUAUUGGAAAAAUAGGCAAAUUGUAAAAAUUCAAGGCAAUAAGUAAGGGCAUAAUCUGAAAUGUGCUCAUGGCAACUUCAUUCUGUUGCCAGAAAUUGGACUUUACGCUGAUUGCAGUCUUUCAGAUAUAACCUAGACUUGGAAAUAUGGUGCAGACAAAUUAAUAUUUAUUCCUAAUAAGUGUGUAGACACUUGGCUUUUAAAAGACAUUGCUGAUCCUCAUGGGACAGCAUAAAAAUACUUUCAGCUUUUUGUAAAAAUUUAACUUUAUUGGCUUUACAGACACUGUAUUCCCCUUUCUAACCUCACUGUAAGCAGAGUAGGGAAUCAUUUAUGUAGGUGAGGCUUGAAAAGAUUCAUAUAUUAAGCUGGUUUAAAAUUUCACGAGAAUUUAAAACUUGUUUGAACUAAAUAGUAUGUACACUGUUGUAUUAGUGUUUUUAAAACAUUAUGUGUAAAAUGGAAUUGCCAGAAUGGAAAAAUGAUAUAGUAAUUGCUAAAGAAAUACUCUAUUUAUAAGAAGUAACGUACAGGUUAGCAACUCUCUCCAAGUCAUGAUUUAAAUUCAGAAGACCUAACCCCUUUUCAUUAUGCAAAACCAUGAAGAGAUAGUAGCAGCAUGUUUAAUCCAAACUGCUUUAUAGCAUUUUCAGGGAUUAAAAAAAAAAAAAAAAAAAGGAAAGAUUUCUAAAAUAGGAUCAUUUAAUUUUUUCUUUAUCCCCUUCUCCUCUUCCUUUAGUGUAUUGUUUUUUUGGGUAAAAAAUUCUGUCUUGGUUCUGAGUCUAUUCUCUAUGUAGUUUAUUGUUCUUCAUUGAAAAUAUUUAGAAAAUAUUUUCCCACCACUGAUGAAAAGUAUGUGUUUGGCUGGCCAUGAGAUGCAUACUACAAAAUUUUGAUUACUCUGAAAGUGGAAACGUUUUAUUUUAAAUGCAGAUCUCACCUCAGUAGUUUACUUGUCAAAACAUUGAUAACUUUGCACCUUUUAAAAGAAUGUCACUUUUAUAACUUGAUUAAACACUGACUGUAUAUAAAAUAACUGUGUUAGUAUAUGUUAAUAUAGCUAUGUAGAGAUAUCAUCUAGAAAGAAAUUAUAAUAAAUGCUUAACACCCUUUAGAGCUCUAGAUGGUGAGAGAGAGGUUUUUGUAAAGUGUGACUUUCAUACUAGGGCAACUGUUUUGUAGGGCAAGAAAACAGUUGGAGAUUACUCUGGCUUUAUUGCUGAGCCGGUGUCAGAUCACUUACAUUUUGUAUUCCCCUUGAUGCUUAUUAGACAAAUAUGAUUUAAAUUAGAGCUUUGACACCCCCCUCUCUCCCAGAUUUAGCUCUUUUCUGCACAUAAGUGGACUCAAUUCUUUAACAGCUUGUUGCUGUGCAGUACAUUGGAUAUAAGAAAUGUGGGAUGAUAUCAACGUACACUGAGAGCUAUCAUGGCAAAGGACAUGUAGUUGGUGGAACUCAUUUCUGAGAUGCGCAAGGUAGAAGAAAGGGCCGGGGAGUCUUGUGGGAGCCUUCUCACUGCAGGGGAGCCACACAAUGCUCUAGGCUAAAACAAGCUGAGUGUUAAUUGGAGAAGGGGAAUAAGUGGACUUAUACUAAAAAAUUUUAGUGGAAGUGAUAAACUAACUUUGUAGUCAUUGUAUAGCUUCUUUUUCUGUGUCUUUGAGGCAAUGUCACAUUGCAAAUUGGGAGCAGCUUUUUCAAACAUCAAGCAUUUAGAUAAUUACUAGUGUCCAGAUUAAUGAUGACAGGAAGUGUAUGCUCUAAAUUAGUCAGAAAAACAACUAAUUAGCAGUAUUUAUCCCAUUUUAACAAUUAAAAAAUCAAUUCUCUGUUCUUUGAAGUAUAACAUUGAGUUUUUUUUUUUUUUUUUUUGCUGAAAUUUAAAAAUAAAUAACAUUCCCCCAAAUCUCUUCUAAAGUAGAACUGUUGUAAAAGACUUCAGCUCCCCCACUGUAGACAGCUGUGUGUGAUGGAGCAGCUCCCCCACUGUAGACAGCUGUGUGUGAUGGAGCAGCACAAAUGCCCCUCGGGUCCCUCCUAAGUGUAGCCCUUGGCCUCUUCACUGUUCCCUGAUGUCCUCAUGUUACAUGUGAACAUACAUAUUUGUUUAUUAGGCCUCAUGCUAAACACUACAAUAAUUUGGUAAUGCCCUGUAGCUUGCUCUCAUUGAAAACACCUGUGACUUGGGUCAACUGUAUGAUAAAGCAAUAUUUAAAUUAUGUAAAGCUAAUAGUUCUAACACCUAAUUUGAUUCUUGGUAUGUUUUUAUAGCAUGAAAAAUUAAAAAUGCUUAUAUCCAGACUUCCAGUCCACUCUGAUUUAUACUUCUAUGAAGCUGCUUCUUGCCUUACUCGAUCGCUGUUUCCCUGUUCCCUGCCCGGUGUCUGCCUUACCCCCCUUGCAUGAGCGUGUGGAUGAUAAAAAAUGCUCUAGUGAAAUGGAUUUAUUUUUAUAAUAUUUAAUAUCUGUCAAUACCCAUCUCUAUUAACAACCGUUUGGCUUUUUAGAGAAGUCUGUACAGGUUUGUGGACAUACAUGUUAAACUGUAAAGCUGUAAAUCUGAAUAAAGGUCAUUUUGGAGAAGA